This is a messenger RNA of Lolium perenne, 1450 nucleotides long. RefSeq lists its product as uncharacterized. The record is from RefSeq and is a predicted model, not a curated record. Gene Ontology annotation, molecular function: iron-sulfur cluster binding; RNA methyltransferase activity. Gene Ontology annotation, biological process: tRNA methylation; rRNA base methylation. NCBI's taxonomy places the organism in Eukaryota, Viridiplantae, Streptophyta, Magnoliopsida, Poales, Poaceae.
AAAAAACAACAACCGCGGAGGGCCGCGGGACCAUACGAGCCAGCAAUUCCGAUGGCGGCGCUGCCUCUUCUCCGGUGGGGAGCGUCCUCCCUCCUUGCCCACUCCUCCCCUCCCGCGUCGCGGCGCCUGUUCUCUGCCAUCCGACGCCCCCCCGCUGCCGCCCACUGCGAGCCCGGCUCCAGGGUCAUGCUCAAGGGAAUGGAUUACCCAGAACUCGAGAAAUGGGUGCAGUCGCAAGGAUUCCGACCGGGGCAGGCCAUGAUGCUGUGGAAAUGCCUAUACGGCAACAACGUCUGGGCGCAUUGUCCUGACGAGCUAGCUGGCUUGAACAAGGACUUGAGGAAAAUGAUAAGUGAGCAUGCUGAUCUCAAGGCAUUAACUGUAAAAGACAUUAUCACUGCAUCCGACGGAACCCGAAAGAUAUUGUUCUCUCUUGAAGAUGCCUCGGUGAUUGAAACAGUUGUCAUUCCUAGUGCCAGAGGCAGAACAACUGUCUGUGUUUCAAGUCAAGUGGGUUGUGCCAUGAAUUGUCAGUUUUGCUUUACUGGGAGGAUGGGUUUGAGAAAGCAUCUGUCUACAGCUGAGAUAGUUGAGCAGGCGGUGUUUGCUCGUAGGCUAUUUUCAGAUGAAUUUGGAUCUAUUACAAAUGUUGUAUUUAUGGGCAUGGGUGAGCCACUGCACAAUGUAGACAAUGUAAUAAAAGCAUCGUCUAUAAUGGUCGAUGAGCAGGGCCUUCAGUUUAGUCCUCGCAAGGUUACUGUCUCCACAAGUGGUCUUGUUCCACAGAUAAAACGCUUCCUCCAUGAAUCCAAUUGUGAUCUGGCUGUUAGUCUUAAUGCAACAACUGAUGAGGUCAGGAACUGGAUAAUGCCCAUUAACCGAAAGUAUAAUCUUAACUUGCUUCUUGGCACUUUAAGGGAGGAACUUCGCUUGAGACCUAAGUCCAUAGUGCUAUUUGAGUAUGUCAUGCUUGCUGGCGUGAAUGAUAGCGUGGACGAUGCGAAGAGGCUUACAGAGCUGGUUCAUGACAUUCCCUGCAAGAUCAACCUCAUAUCUUUCAAUCCUCAUAGUGGGUCCCAAUUCAAGCCCACGCCCGAUGAGAAGAUUAUCGAGUUCCGUAACAUGUUAAUCCAAUCUGGCCUGACCGUUAUGGUUCGGCUAAGCAGAGGGGAUGAUCAGAUGGCUGCGUGCGGGCAGCUCGGAGAGCCUGGCCAGCUACCGUUGCUCCGUGUGCCCGAGAAAUUUCUGGCAACCUUAUGAUGCUAAGCAGUAAGUAGUACAGUCAUUACAAACUAGGGAAACAGGUGUCUGGGAACAACUUCACAAAGAUAAGGCAGUGAUCUUCCUGUAAUUAGGAUAAAACAACAGCGCCGUUUUUCGAAGUCAUGAUCCCCUGACCCCUGAGGCAGGCUUACGACUGUCAAGAGAAUAUUCUGAUGUGGCCUCAACA